This is a messenger RNA of Ruditapes philippinarum (Manila clam), 2266 nucleotides long. RefSeq names its product atypical kinase COQ8B, mitochondrial-like. The transcript has 12 exons. Gene Ontology annotation, molecular function: kinase activity. The coding region runs from base 1 to 1512 and encodes 503 amino acids. The record is from RefSeq and is a predicted model, not a curated record. Gene Ontology annotation, biological process: ubiquinone biosynthetic process. Gene Ontology annotation, cellular component: extrinsic component of mitochondrial inner membrane. NCBI's taxonomy places the organism in Eukaryota, Metazoa, Mollusca, Bivalvia, Venerida, Veneridae.
AUGGAUUUUUUCUGGCUUCCAUUAUUGGAAGUGUUCGUUAGAAAUUUUAGGACUGUAGAUUUUAAUUAUGAUAUGUAUUCUACAUUGCAGCUUAGUGAUAGAGCUCAAGAAAGAAAGGUACCUUCAUCAAGAAUAGGCAGAGUUUAUACUUUUGGAAGGAUGGCAGCUGGGCUAGGAUUUGGUGUAGCAUCAGAGGCAGCAAAGAAGACUUUAGGACUGAAUGUACCAUCUGUAUCAGAAGCAGGAGAGGUUGUAAUGCAAAAUCAAACCUCGUACAUGAGUGAAGCAAACAUGAACCUGAUUGUGGAUACUCUAUGUAGAGUGAGAGGAGCUGCCCUAAAACUUGGACAGAUGCUUAGUAUUCAAGACGAUUCAAUGAUAAGCCCAGAAUUACAGAAGAUUUUAGAACGUGUUAGACAGAGUGCUGAUUUUAUGCCAGUGUGGCAAAUGGAGAGGGUGAUGAAGAAAGAAUUUGGUUCAGAUUGGAAAAGCAAAUUAGCAAGCUUUGAAGAAAAGCCAUUUGCUGCAGCUUCUAUUGGUCAGGUACAUAAAGGUGUACUGCAUGACGGCAGAACAGUGGCGUUAAAAAUUCAGUAUCCUGGUGUAGCUAAAAGUAUAGAGAGUGAUAUCAACAAUCUAAUGUCUGUCCUCUCAGUCUGGAAUGUUUUACCUAAAGGUUUGUAUGUAGACAGUGUUAUAGAAGUUGCAAAGAAAGAAUUAGCAUGGGAAGUAGAUUAUAUGAGAGAAGCUGACUGUAGCAAACAAUUCAGGGAAUUGUUGAAGGACGAUCCAGCUUUCUAUAUACCAGCGAACAUAGACGAGCUUACAACUAGUCAAGUGUUAACUACAGAAUAUGUUGAGGGUCUACCGUUAGACAGAACAUUUGAACUGGACCAAGAUACUAGAAACUGGUUGGGAACAAAGUUACUGGGACUUUGCCUUAAAGAAUUGUUUGAGUUUAAACUCAUGCAAACAGAUCCAAACUGGUCCAAUUUCUUCUAUAAUCCAGCAACUGAAAAGAUUGUGCUGCUAGAUUUUGGGGCAACUCGUGACUUCAGCACAAGGUUUGUAGAUGGGUAUAUCCACAUUAUAAAGGCAGCUGCAGACAAUGAUAGAGAUGGCGUUCUGAAAUAUUCACAAGACCUAGGCUUUCUUACUGGAUAUGAAACAAAGGAAAUGGAAAAAGCUCAUGUUGAUGCUGUAAUGAUAUUGGGAGAAGCUUUCCAUAGUGAUGGUCCUUUCGAUUUCUCCAAACAAGACACGACACGUCGUAUACACAACCUUAUCCCGGUAAUGAUGACACACAGACUGACGCCUCCACCGGAGGAAACAUACUCUCUCCAUCGGAAAAUGGCCGGAUCAUUCUUACUGUGUACUAAGUUAGCCGCUCAAGUGGACUGUAGGAGUCUGUUUGAUCCAAUAUACGAACAGUACAAAUUUAACGAGCCUAGUAAAUAUGAAAGUUCCGAUGAAUUUGAAAAACUGUCAAGUGAAGAUAUAGCGACCUCAUGAUAGCUGUUGCUAUUUAGUAUUAUAUAAUAAUAUAUGCAAUUGAAAAAGCCGAAGAAACUUUGAUGGAGGAAAAGUUUUAAUGUUGUGCUUAUAAAAUGAGUUUGGAUAGAGAUUGAUACAAACAGCUGAAUACACUCAAUAGCCUUGUGCUAUCAAAUUAUUAUACUUGCAUGGCAUUUAUAUAUGGAGAUAUUGACAGGUGUUAGUGAAUAUUAUCCAAUGCAAUCAAGAUGCUUCAGGGAUUUAUUUACAAAAAAUUUUUCAUUUUUCUUGUCCACCAUAUUUAAAUCAAAGUGGGCAUUGUUGCAGAUACAGUGAGUUAAACAUCACACUACUACAUUCAUGUUGCUGAAAAUGUUUAAAAAGUCAAGCAUUUAAUGAAGUACAUGAAUUUAUAAUCUUAAAGAAUUGAAACACUUGAAACUAAGAACUAAAAAAUAUUUCAAACUGAUCUAUAAAAUAUUUUGUUUUUUGUUGGGAUUUUUUUUUUCAGAACAUUAUACCGGUAGAAGUCUAUACAUAAGUUUUUAUUAACGUAAAAGCGGCAUUUAUGUCAGGCAAUGUAACCGCAAAUCUUUAAUUGCAUGUAUUUAGAAGGCAAUGUUAGAAUUAGUGAUAACAUCUUGUUUUAAAGUGAAUCACAAUGUAUUACAUAAAAUAAAGUCCAGCAACAUCAUUCAUUGGUGCUACUAGGAGUAAGUGAGAUAUAAACACUAGUUAAUUUAUAUUUACUAAAUAAAUUAUUUUAAUUUUG